This is a messenger RNA of Saccharomyces paradoxus, 594 nucleotides long. It is a transcript of the gene ATG33, whose product is annotated as Atg33p. Gene Ontology annotation, cellular component: mitochondrion. Lineage: Eukaryota; Fungi; Ascomycota; Saccharomycetes; Saccharomycetales; Saccharomycetaceae. The record is from RefSeq and is a predicted model, not a curated record. Bases 1 to 594 code for a protein of 197 amino acids. Gene Ontology annotation, biological process: autophagy of mitochondrion. The transcript has a single exon.
AUGUCUGUUUGUUUAGCCAUCACAAAAGGUAUCGCAGUUUCUUCUAUAGGCCUCUACUCUGGUCUUUUGGCUUCUGCUUCAUUGAUUACAUCUACUACUCCACUGGAGGUUUUAACAGGAUCUCUAUCUCCCACUCUAGCCACUUUGAAAAAUGCGGCUACUGCCUUGGGAGCCUUUGCAUCGACUUUCUUUUGUGUAAGCUUUUUCGGUGCUCCUCCCUCACUAAGACACCCUUACUUAUUAUAUGGUAUGCUUGCAGCUCCAUUAUCUUCAUUCGUUCUGGGGUGCGCUUCCCACUACCAAUCCAGAAAGUACAGUAAAGUAUCUAAGGAAUCUUCUUUAUUUCCCGAAGACAGCAAACCAGUUGCUUCCGAGCUGAGCGAUUCUAUUAUUGAUUUGGGCGAGGACACCCAUGCUCCAAAGAAUAAGUUUCACGAUGAGAAGCCUGCCCCUACUGCAGUAUCAAAGCCGGCAGAGGCAUUGCACACUGGUCCCCCAAUCCAUACUAAAAAUCUAAUCGCAGCAACUGCUAUCGCUAUUAUUGGCUUUGUACAGGCCGUUAUUGGUGUCUACGGCGAAGGACAAUUUAUCUAG